AUGUCAGAAGAAAUACGCCAAGAGGCAAAUUCUCUUUUUUCAGCAAAAAAAUAUGAAGAAGCAAUCAAAAUGUAUACUGAAGCAAUUACUCUAGAGCCAGGAAACCAUGUACUUUAUUCAAAUCGUUCAGCAUGCUAUGCUUCUCUUAAAAACUUUGAUGAAGCAUUAAAAGAUGCACUUAAAUGUAUAGAAAUUAAUCCAAACUGGGCAAAGGGAUGGUCCAGGAAAGGUGUUGCAUUACAUGGGAAAGGAAAUUUGGAGGAAUCUAAACAUGCUUACGAAAAAGGAUUGGAAUUAGAGCCUGAAAAUCAGCAGAUUAAAGCAGCGUUAAAAACUGUUGAAGAAUCUAUUUCUAGAGAUUUUUCGAAAAAUUUUCAGAAAAAUGACCCAUUUACACAGAUAGCUAUGAAAUUAAAUAGUCCUGAUUUUCUUUCAAAAGUAGCAUCGAAUCCAAAAACUUCAGGACUUCUGUCUAACCCUCAAUUUAUGGAAAAACUUAAAAAAAUACAAGAAAAUCCUAGAAUUAUCUUUCAGGAAUUGAAUGACCCAAAUAUGGCAUCAAUUCUUCCAUUGCUUCUUGGGUUAGACACAGAUACAUCUAAUCAUAUUAAUGGAGAUUCUAAAGAAACACAUUCUCCGCCUUCAGAAAAGUCUUCAGAGUCAGAAGUAGAAGCCGAUCAGGAGCUUAUGGAAGAAGACGAAGAUACCAAAGCUCAAAGGGAAAAUAAAGAAAAAGCUGAAAAAGAAAAGGCUCUUGGAAAUGAAUGUUAUAAAAAACGACAAUUUGAAAAAUCUGUUCAACACUAUCUUUCAGCAUGGGAAAUCUACAAAGAUAUUACAUAUUUAACGAAUUGUUCAGCAGCAUAUUAUGAAGAUGGCAAAUAUGAAGAAUGUAUUAAAUGUUGUGAAGAAGCCAUUACAUAUGGAAGAGAAGUUCUUGCCGAUUUUAAGUUGAUCGCUAGAGCUUUUGGAAGAAUCGGAACAGCAUAUAUGAAACAAGAGAAUUAUGAGUUAGCUAUUAAGAAUUUUAACUCUUCUCUUACAGAGCACCGAACUCCUGAUAUCCUUAAAAAAUUAAGAGAGGCAGAAAAAAUAAAAGAAGAAAAAGAUAGACUGGCAUAUAUUGAUCAUAAUAAGGCAGACGAAGCAAGGGAACAAGGAAAUAAACUUUUCAAAGAAGGAGAUUUUGGUGGUGCAAUUAAAAUGUAUUCUGAAAUGAUAAAAAGAUCACCAGAUGAUCCUAGAGGUUAUGGAAAUAGAGCUGCUGCGUACAUUAAAGUUAUGAGCAUGGUUGAAGCACUUAAGGACUGCGAAAAAGCAAUUUCACUUGAUCCUAAUUUCACAAAGGCUUAUAUUCGUAAAGCUUCUUGUUAUUUUACUAUGAAAGAAUAUAAUAAAUGCAUUGAUGCGUGUCAUUCAGCAACUAAAGCAGACGAAAAUAGUAAUAAUAAGGGUAUGCAUGCGAAAGAAAUUGAGGCCCAAUUACAAAAAUGUAUGUCCGCUAUGUAUGCUCAACGCGAAAAUGAAACAGAAGAACAAACAUUACAGCGAAUUCAAAAUGAUCCUGAAAUUCUUUCAAUUUUACAAGAUCCUGUAAUGCAAAGUAUUUUAAAUCAAGCUCGUGAAAAUCCAGCAGCUUUAGAGGAACACAUGAAAAAUGCUCAAGUUGCCAGUAAAAUACAAAAACUUAUUCAUUCAGGCGUUAUUAAACUUUCAAGAAGAUAA
This is a messenger RNA of Pneumocystis jirovecii RU7, 1725 nucleotides long. RefSeq names its product Hsp90 cochaperone STI1. The record is from RefSeq and is a predicted model, not a curated record. NCBI's taxonomy places the organism in Eukaryota, Fungi, Ascomycota, Pneumocystomycetes, Pneumocystales, Pneumocystaceae. The coding region runs from base 1 to 1725 and encodes 574 amino acids. Gene Ontology annotation, molecular function: Hsp90 protein binding. The transcript is spliced from 11 exons.